GAGGGGAAGGGAGGGGGAGGCAGCACUUGGGCUGCAGCUCUCAAGCCCAGGCAGUCAGUCUCUCUCAGCGCUCAGAAAGACCGAGAGGCAGCGACGGAGUAGGAUGCUCCGAGGGGCGCUCUGAGCCCUUUUGAAGCAGAUUCGGGGACCGGGGCAAUUGGAUAGCUUUCACCAUGCAUCAGUCCCUGACUCAGCAACGGUCCAGCGACAUGUCCCUGCCCGAUUCCAUGGGAGCCUUCAAUAGGAGGAAGCGGAACUCCAUUUAUGUCACUGUGACUUUGCUUAUUGUGUCUGUGUUAAUUCUCACGGUGGGCCUCGCUGCAACUACCAGGACCCAGAACGUGACUGUGGGAGGUUACUACCCUGGAGUUAUUCUUGGCUUUGGAUCAUUCCUUGGAAUCAUCGGAUCAAACCUUAUUGAGAACAAGCGGCAGAUGCUGGUGGCUUCUAUCGUGUUUAUCAGCUUUGGCGUGAUUGCAGCUUUCUGUUGUGCCAUAGUUGAUGGGGUCUUUGCUGCCAGACACAUUGAUUUGAAACCACUCUAUGCUAACCGGUGCCACUAUGUUCCCAAGACAUCCCAGAGGGAAGCUGAGGAGGUCAUAACUUCCUCAGCCAAAAUUGCUCCUUCUACAAGGGCUUUGAGGAACCUUACCCAGGCAGUUAAAGAGGUGAACUGCCCUCAACUUAGCCGUGGACUUUGCACACCUCGAAUCCGGGGCAACACCUGCUUCUGCUGCGACCUCUACAACUGUGGCAACAGGGUGGAAAUCACUGGUGGGUACUAUGAAUACAUUGAUGUCAGCAGCUGCCAGGACAUCAUCCACCUGUACCAUCUACUCUGGUCUGCUACCAUCCUCAACAUCGUUGGCCUGUUCCUGGGUAUCAUCACUGCUGCAGUCCUCGGAGGAUUUAAGGAUAUGAACCCUACUCUUCCAGCACUGAAUUGCUCUGUUGAAAAUGCCCAUCCUACUGUUUCUUACUAUGCUCGUCCCCAGGUGGCAUCGUACAAUACCUACUACCAUAGCCCUCCUCACCUGCCACCUUAUUCUGCUUAUGACUUUCAGCAUUCCAGUGUCUUCCCAUCCUCCCCUCCCUCUGGACUCUCUGAUGAGCCGGAGGCCCAGUCUGCCUCUCCUUCGCCCAGCUACAUGUGGUCCUCCAGUGCACCGCCCCGUUAUUCUCCACCCUACUACCCACCUUUUGAAAAGCCACCACCUUACAGUCCUUAAAGAGGAACACCUGUCGGCUAUUGAGAUUAUUGUGGCUUUUGUAUUUCUGCUUUAGUGGAAGUGUGUAGGGCACAACAUCUAAAGUGUGACUCUUACGCAUUAAGUUUUACAACAGCUUGCCAAGCUAGGGAAAGAGGGAUGAAGCUUUUUCAUUAUCAGGGAAGGGGAUGAUUGGCUAGGCCAAAUCCAGUACUUCCAUGAAGGGAAGUAGUUGUACUAAGUAAAAUUCUGGCUAAGAUUUUUGUUUGCUCAUGUCUGGAUAUUGAAAAAAGCUGCCCGUAUCUUACUCUGUUCUUCUUUGAGUCUUGUAAAAAUGGCUGUUGUGAUCAUUCAGCUCAGCUUUUGUUACUGGUACCUCCUAAGGGGAAAAGUGCAAUAGUCCCUCAUCUUGAGUGUUGGGAGAACAGGAAUGGUUGAUCCAGAAGCACUGAAAUACAGAGCAAGCAAGCGUGUGCUGUUUUCAGUAGAUCUCGGUAUACAUCUGACAACUUAGGAGGCAGUGUUUCUAUUAUAUGUUGCAUUAUUACAAAACACAUUUGUUACUGGAGAUAUAAAUCUUCCAGUUAAAAUUCAGAGUUUAAAAUGCUAGAUUAGAUUGGGUCGUGAUAUGAAUUGUUACUUAUCUUUGUGACUAUUUAAUCUUCAGAUAUUGUGCUUUAACCCCAGCAAACCGCACGAUCCUGCACCCAACCCCUGAAAACUCAUCUGUAUUUUAAUGCCACUGCGCUUAUUGGUCCUUUUCCCCCCUGUUGAUAUCAAUGGUGACAGCAUUCAAUUCAAGAUUAUGAAAGUGUUACAAUGUCAUUUCAAGUCUUCAAGACCUCAAAUGUAGCCAACUUGACAAAUUCUUAAGUGUUACGCAUUUAAAAUCCAUCUGGCACAUUGUGAUAGUUAUACAGCUGUUUUAAUUAUACAGAGCUUUAAACCUUCAAGCUGUUGAGUUAAAAACACUUUGGCACCUAUGCCCUCACUCUGCAUGAACACGUUCACUGGGAUUUUAUUUUAACCCGAGAACUGGUUUAAAGGAAGAUUGAUAAUCCUACACUUGUAUUAUGUAAAGUACAGGAGCUACAGAGGAUCCCUAAUUAGACAGUUGUGCAAACACAGAACCCACACUGGAAACGCUUCCAGCCCAUUUCGCUGCCUCCCAUCUUUGACAGUUAGAGGCAGCAGACAAAUGCUGGUGCUCCCAUCUACCUUGUAGACACCUGGUCUCACGAAUCAGGGCACAACAAGUGCACUCACUGUUCACAGGAAAUGUCGGCAAAAUAUUCAGUUUAACCUUCGGUGUCAGAUUGUCCUAGCCAGAUUUCCAAUCCAAAAGACCACAACCCUUUUAUGUUACAGAAAAUUACGGUUAGUUUUAGUUUUGAACAUAAUACAAUUCUAUUGGAUUUCAAAAAAGGACUAAUAACCAAUUGACUUCUUAUACAAAUACCACCUUGUACUAUCUAACAGUAUUUUUGUCAUUUACACUUUACCCCUUGCUUUAGUGAAUGUGUAUAUUUUUAAAGGCACCAUUACAAAGUAUAUCUUCAAUGAUCACAUUUCUUAAACUAUUAAGAUUCUAUGACUCAUUUCUAUGUAUUUUUCUUACUUUACAAAAUAACUUGAAACAGUAUAGAUUUUGUAACACUUAAUUUGAGCAGCUUUUUUUUAUUACAUUGAAUUAUAUAAACUGCAUGUUACUUUCGGAAAGAUUAAUAUUUGCUGCUUCACUAUUCUGCAAAACAUUUGCUGUAAUGACGGAAUUUGUAUUUCCAAUGUAUCUUGACUGCAUUUUAUAACAUUUACUGCUUUCUUCCUAAUUCUGCUUUAAAGUAUUGACCUGGGCAUGAAGUAUUAAAAUAUUAAUUCAGAACCUGUAUAAACUAGAUAUUGCUUAAAAUCUGUAUCACUGCCAUGUUGGAAACCCAGACGGCUUUUGUGAUGUUUCAAAUUAAUAAAACUUUCCUCCUCCCUACCCACUUA
This is a messenger RNA of Peromyscus leucopus (white-footed mouse), 3200 nucleotides long. It is a transcript of the gene Tmem255a, whose product is annotated as transmembrane protein 255A. The transcript has 10 exons. The coding region runs from base 174 to 1229 and encodes 351 amino acids. NCBI's taxonomy places the organism in Eukaryota, Metazoa, Chordata, Mammalia, Rodentia, Cricetidae. The record is from RefSeq and is a predicted model, not a curated record.